This is a messenger RNA of Melampsora larici-populina 98AG31, 2328 nucleotides long. RefSeq names its product family 31 glycoside hydrolase. The record is from RefSeq and is a predicted model, not a curated record. Gene Ontology annotation, molecular function: alpha-glucosidase activity; carbohydrate binding. Gene Ontology annotation, biological process: N-glycan processing; carbohydrate metabolic process. The transcript has 8 exons. Bases 1 to 2328 code for a protein of 775 amino acids. NCBI's taxonomy places the organism in Eukaryota, Fungi, Basidiomycota, Pucciniomycetes, Pucciniales, Melampsoraceae. Gene Ontology annotation, cellular component: glucosidase II complex.
AUGAUCACCCUUUCAAAACAUCCAAUUCUCCUUGUAGUCACUUACUUGUGCUCGAUUAUCCUCCCAGCUCUCUCCGUGAGGCGCGGCGAUUUCAAAACAUGCGAUCAAGCAAGCUUCUGUAAACGGAACCGGGCCCGAGCCACUCGAGCUCAAUCUGCCGAAUUUUCUCCUUCAUGGCGAUCACCUUAUAGGAUUGCAGAGCCACCAGUUUGGAUGGCUGAAGAACGGACCCUGCGUGCUCUCUUGACCAAUGAACUAUAUCCUCAUAUUAGUUUUGCACUCAAUGCCAGCUUUGUGAGCGACAGCGAAGGCACGAUGAGGAUCAAAGUCGAUCAAGUUGGGGGUUUACGUCAACGAUACAACGAAGCUGAUCGUUGGACUUUACUUCGACAACCUUCCCUGACGAAUCAAGAUGACUUGAAAAUAAAUAUCGAAACCGAACAAACAGUGGUAGACUGGGGUCAGAGUUUAGAACACGAUCAUCUCUACCGGUUCUCGUUAAGCUACCACCCGCUUCUCGUCACGCUCUAUAAAGAUGGUGUACCUCACAUUGUGCUCAAUGAACGAGGGCUGUUCAACAUGGAGCACUUUCGUGAGAAGUCAGCGGGUCAAGAUCCUGCCGCACUUCAGGACGGCUUGAAUAUCCACGAAUCCAGCGAUGGUAAAGUUGCUCCUCCCAUCGACCUCAUUCAUCCCGGUUUCAAAGAUGUGGAUGAAGAGGGGAUGUGGGACGAGAACUUCGGAGGGCGGACUGACAGCAAACCCAAAGGCCCGGAAUCCCUCAGUCUGGAUAUAACUUUCCCUGGCUAUCAACAUGUUUAUGGUAUUCCAGAACAUGCUUCCCCACUCUCUCUGAAAACUACGCGCGGAACCGAUUCGGCAAAUAAGGAGGCCUACACCGAUCCAUAUCGUCUAUGGAACUUGGACGUUUUCGAAUACGAAGCCGAUUCUGAAAUGGCUCUCUAUGGCGCGAUCCCUUUCAUGAAAGCUCACCGAGCUGGAUCGACUGUCGGAGUUUUUUGGCUCAAUGCGGCUGAAACCUGGAUUGAUGUCGAAAAAAUACCAACAAAAGCUGAAGUUAUGAGAACAUGGAAGCAAGGCAAAGCUCAGAAGAAAGCUGGUAUCGAUCAAGGUCCCAAUGCUAUCACCACCACCACACAUUGGAUGAGCGAAAGUGGGAUUCUGGACCUCUUUCUUUUCUUGGGUCCCAGCUCGAGAGAUAUCUUCUCUUCGUUUGGUUCACUGGUCGGCACCACCCUCAUGCCACCUUACUUUUCGAUAGCCCACCACCAAUGUCGAUGGAAUUACGUCAGUCAAGAGGAUCUAUUGGAUGUGAUCAGUAAUUUCGAUAAGCAUGAUAUACCCUUGGAUGUCAUAUGGCUCGAUAUCGAAUACGCUGAGGAACACAAGUACUUUGUCUGGGACAAGAAAGCGUUCCCAGACCCUUUGAAGAUGAUCGCAACUCUAGAAGCAACUGGUCGCAAGCUCGUUACAAUCGUCGAUCCGCAUCUCAAACGGUCUUCAGAUUACUAUGUCUACAAGGAAGCUGUCGAACACGACGUUCUUGUGAAGCUUCCAGAUGGAUCCGAAUACGAAGGUUGGUGUUGGACCGGAUCGUCAAGUUGGACUGAUUACUUCAACCCCAAGACAUGGGACUGGUGGGCUGGUUUAUUCAAAUUCAAUAAGUACAGAGAGAGUACUGUUAAUGUCCAUAACUGGCUAGAUAUGAACGAGCCUUCCGUCUUCAACGCACCUGAGAUCACCCUACCUCGUGACAACAUCCACUUCGGGGGUUGGGAACAUCGGGAUGUUCAUAACCUGAAUGGGAUGUUGACUCACAAUCAAUCUAACCGCGGAUUGCAAGAAAGGACGUCACCGCCAAUGCGUGGCUUCGUCUUGUCCCGGUCCUAUUUUGCCGGUAGUCAGCGUUACGGUGCGAUAUGGCAAGGUGACAACAUGGGUACCUGGGAUCACCUCAAAGUCUCGAUACCUAUGCUGCUGAGCAACGCAAUCGCUGGGAUGGCUUUUAAUGGAGCCGACGUUGGAGGCUUUUUCGGUAACCCUUCAAACGAGAUGUUAGUCAGAUGGUAUCAGGCAGGAGCUUUCUUCCCGUUCUUCCGGGCGCACGCUCACAUCGACACAAAACGAAGGGAGCCAUAUCUUUUCGAUGAGCCAUUCCGCGGUUACAUGGUUGGUAUGAUCAAACUUAGAUAUACACUGUUACCAGUGUGGUACACGUCGUUCUUUGAAAACACUUUCACAGGUGUUCCUAUGACUGUCCCACAAUACGUGAUGUUCCCAGAUGAUGAAGGGUGGAUUUGCGAUUGA